UCAUUUUUCCUGUUUGUUAUGUAUUUUAACUUGAAUAUGUUGUUAAGCAAGGAAGAUAAUGCAUGCUUAACUUAGUACAUCAUUAUAGCUGUCAUGUUGAGCCUAUAAUUUACAUUUCAUGAAAAGCCCAAGUCUAUUAUUUUUCAUUUUGAUUUCAUACAUUCAACACUAAAGAAAGUGCAGAAAGCAAUAGCCGAACAAGUCUCAGGGCCGGGCCUGACUUCUAACAAGUGAUUUAUUCGGAUUUCGGACAGAACAACAUGCACCAUGGAAUGAAUAAAAAUUGAAAAUAAACGAAGCAUGCCAAGCGAAGAUUCUAGAACCCCCUUGUAUAAACAAAAAUAGUAUAAAAUCAAAAAAUUAAAAUAGAACCAACAUUAACCCUUUGUAAAACCCUAACAAGGGACCUCAAAUUUCUCAACAAGAGGCUCUCUGUCAGUGUUCUCUCCCUUCCCUUUGGUGUCGUGUCUUCCAAAUGGCGAAGCGUUUGAUUCCACUGUUCAAUCGGGUUUUGGUGGAGAAAAUCGUGCCUCCAUCGAAGAUCACCACUGGCAUUUUGUUACCCGAGAAAUCCACCAAGCUUCUUACAAGUAUUCCAGACUAUGUAAAGAUAGUGGAAGUUGGUGCAAGGGAUGGAUUGCAAAAUGAGAAGGCCAUUAUUCCUACUAAUGUAAAAGUUGAGUUAAUAAAACUGCUAGUUUCUUCUGGGUUGUCAGUUGUUGAGGCGACAAGUUUUGUCUCACCAAAAUGGGUACCCCAGUUGGCAGAUGCAAAGGAUGUACUGGCAGCAAUUCAAAAUGUUGAAGGUGCUAGGUUUCCUGUCUUGACUCCAAACCUUAAAGGCUUUGAGGCAGCUGUUGCUGCUGGAGCUAAAGAAGUGGCUGUUUUUCCUGCAGCUUCUGAAUCAUUCUCAAAAGCAAAUCUGAAUUCUAGCAUUGAGGAUAAUCUUGCUCGUUGCCACGAUAUUGCUUCAGCUGCUAGAAGCCUCUCGAUCCCAGUUCGUGGAUAUAUAUCAUGUGUUGUCGGAUGUCCUCUGGAAGGAAAUAUUGCUCCAGCAAAAGUUGCAUAUGUGGCAAAAUCGCUUUAUGAGAUGGGUUGCUCAGAGAUUUCACUGGGGGAUACAAUCGGUGUUGGCACACCUGGUACUGUCAUUUCAAUGCUUGAAGCUGUUCUUGAUGUUGUUCCAACUGACAUGCUUGCUGUCCACUUUCAUGAUACUUAUGGUCAGGCACUUUCAAAUAUUUUAAUUUCACUUCAGAUGGGGAUCAGCACAGUGGAUUCAUCUGUUUCUGGUCUUGGAGGUUGUCCAUAUGCCAAGGGUGCAACUGGGAAUGUAGCCACUGAGGAUGUCGUUUACAUGCUGAAUGGACUUGGAGUGAAAACAAAUGUGGACCUUGGAAAGCUUAUGCUUGCUGGGGAUUUCAUCUGCAAGCAUUUAGGACGUGCAUCUGGUUCAAAAGCAGCUACUGCUUUGAGUAAAGUUACAAGUCAUGCCUCCAAACUAUAAGUUACUAUAGCUAGUCAUGCACCUGCAUGAUAGGCACAUUGUUUGGCCACUGUAGAAUAUGUAUUUAUGUUGGUGUUUACUGUCCCGUGGGCCCUGCCUAUAGAAAAGAGAGAGCCAGCAAACACAAUUGUAAUGCUGUUCACUUCUGCUUGUGUUCUGAGUCAGUUUAGUCGCUUUGAUUAUUGAGAAAAAUCACAUGUUGAACAUGUACUCCGGAACACACUUAUAAAAUUGCAUAGAAUGUCCAAGUUCAACAACUGUCAUCUUUGACACAUUUGCUAUAAUAAAGUAGUUGAAAAAAUCACUAUUUUUCA
Glycine soja is the source of this 1821-nucleotide messenger RNA. Its product is annotated as hydroxymethylglutaryl-CoA lyase, mitochondrial-like. The transcript is spliced from 7 exons. Lineage: Eukaryota; Viridiplantae; Streptophyta; Magnoliopsida; Fabales; Fabaceae. Gene Ontology annotation, molecular function: hydroxymethylglutaryl-CoA lyase activity; protein folding chaperone; ATP binding. The coding region runs from base 476 to 1507 and encodes 343 amino acids. Gene Ontology annotation, biological process: protein folding; L-leucine catabolic process; ketone body biosynthetic process. The record is from RefSeq and is a predicted model, not a curated record.